This is a messenger RNA of Centropristis striata (black sea bass), 2439 nucleotides long. RefSeq names its product relaxin family peptide receptor 2a (gene rxfp2a). The record is from RefSeq and is a predicted model, not a curated record. Gene Ontology annotation, biological process: G protein-coupled receptor signaling pathway. The transcript is spliced from 20 exons. Bases 1 to 2337 code for a protein of 778 amino acids. Gene Ontology annotation, cellular component: membrane. NCBI's taxonomy places the organism in Eukaryota, Metazoa, Chordata, Actinopteri, Perciformes, Serranidae. Gene Ontology annotation, molecular function: G protein-coupled receptor activity; protein binding.
AUGCGAGGACGGUCCCCACAGAGACAGUAUGCGAGGACGGUCCCCACAGAGACAGUAUGCGAGGACGGCCUCCACAGAGACAGUAUGCGAGGACGGUCCCCACAGAGACAGUAUGCGAGGACGGUCCCCACAGAGACAGUAUGCGAGGACGGUCCCCACAGAGACACGCUGCUGGUGAAGCCAGACGGGGACCCUCGCUGCCCGCUCGGCCAGUUCCCCUGCGGGAACAUGAGCGAGUGUCUUCCUCAGGCUCUGCAGUGCAACGGACACAGAGACUGUCCCAACGGAGCCGACGAGCGCCGCUGUGGAGAUAACAUUGGAUGGGCCGAUUUAUUCGGCCAAACACUACAAGAUGCUAAUUAUGUGGAGCAGUACUACCUGAACGAGUGCUACCUGCAGCAGUAUCCAGACAGCUGUGACUGCGUCCAGACAGAUGUGGAGUGUGUGGAGGUCGACCUGCAGGACGUUCCUCUGAUCUCUCCCAACGUCACCUGGCUGUCUCUGAGGAGCAAUCAGAUCCGAGUGUUGUCAGAUUAUGUUUUCUCAGAAUACUCUUCUCUGCAGAGACUGUUUCUACAAAACAACAGCCUCCAGUUCAUUUCCAAACAUGCGUUCAGUGGCCUGUUCAGUCUGAAGAGACUGUUCCUCAGUGAGAACUUCAUAAUCUCUCUUAGUCCUGGUGUGUUCAGGGACCUCCAUCAGCUGGAAUGGCUGAUGUUGGAUCACAACCCGCUGAGCAUCUUGUCCCAGGACUCCUUCAUGGGGCUCAGCUCCCUCAUCUACCUGUCGAUGGUGGGCACGUCGCUGCAGCAGCUUCCUCACCCGAGCUUCUGCCAACACAUGCCGUCCCUGGACUGGCUGGAUCUCGAGGGGAACCAGAUUCAAACUCUCAACUACUCCAUCUUGAAGACCUGCAGCAAGCUUGAAGUUCUGUUACUGAUGGACAACCGGAUCAGAAGAGUUCCUGAGAACACCUUCCAGUCUCUGUGGAAACUGGCUGAACUGAAUCUGUCCAGCAACAGGAUCAGGGAGCUGCCGAAGAACACCUUUAAGAGUCUCUCCAAGUCCCUCCUCAAACUAAAUAUCUCCCACAAUCCCCUUCUCCACAUUCACCCCAGCCACUUCCAUUACCUGACACACCUCCAGUCUCUGGCGCUGGAGGGGAUCGAGAUCUCAGACAUCCAGACGAAGAUGUUCCUGCCGAUGAAGAAUCUCUCCCACAUCUACUUUAAGAAGUUCCAGUACUGCUCCUACGCGCCUCACGUCAGGUCCUGUAAGCCCAACACAGACGGCAUCUCGUCCUUCGAGGACCUGCUGGCCAACGUGGUGCUGCGCGUGUCCGUCUGGGUCAUGGCCUUCAUCACCUGCUUCGGGAACCUCUUCGUCAUCGGCAUGAGGUCGCUGAUACGAGCGGAGAACAACCUGCACGCCGCCUGCAUCAAAGUCCUCUGCUGUGCAGACUGUCUGAUGGGCGUCUACCUGUUCUUCGUCGGCGUGUUUGACGUGAAGUUCCGCGGUCAGUACAACCGGAACGCUCUGCUCUGGAUGGAGAGCGCCGAGUGUCGGACCAUCGGAUUCCUGGCCAUGCUGUCCUCAGAGGUGUCUGUUCUCCUGCUCACCUACCUGACGCUGGAGAAGUUCCUCGUCAUCGUUUUCCCCUUCAGCAACCUGCGGCCAGGAAAGCUCCAGACUGUGGUGGUCCUGGCCUCCAUCUGGGUCCUGGGCUUCUUCAUCGCCGCGGUCCCCCUGAUGAACGAGGACGUGUUCGGGAACUACUACGGACGUAACGGGGUCUGCUUCCCGCUGCACUCUGACAGGCAAGAAAAACCUACUGCCAAAGGAUAUUCAACAGGGAUUUUUCUGGGUCUGAACCUGGUGGCGUUCCUGGUGAUCACCUUCUCCUACUCCAGCAUGUUCUACUCCAUCUUUAAAACGGGCAUCAACGCCACGGACCUGAGGAGCAGACUGCACAGAGACGUGGCCGUGGCCAACAGGUUCUUCUUCAUCGUGUUCUCUGACGCCCUCUGCUGGAUCCCCAUAUUUCUGGUCAAAGUGCUCUCACUGUUAGAGGUGGAGAUACCUGGCACCAUCUCCAGCUGGGUGGUGAUCUUCAUCCUCCCCAUCAACAGCGCCCUGAACCCCAUCCUCUACACGCUGACCACCAGCUUCUUCAGGGAGCAGGUGGAGGUGUUUCUGUGUCGCUGGCAGAGGAGACACACCUUGAAAAAAGACCUCACCUCCUCCGCCAUCUUCGUGGAGACGUUUGGGCCUCCGUGCUACCAGCCGGCGUUCCUGCAGCAGGUUUCUCUGAGCGACGCCGACCCUCGCUACGCCUGAUGGAGGCUCAGACGCCUGAUGGAGGCGGAGAGCUUUCUCCUCCUGGAGCUUUCUCCUGCUGGAGCUUUCUCCUGCUGGAGCUUUCUCCUCCUGGAGCUUUCU